Molecule: messenger RNA, 2695 nt
Organism: Trichosurus vulpecula (common brushtail)
Lineage: Eukaryota; Metazoa; Chordata; Mammalia; Diprotodontia; Phalangeridae
Gene: SRPRB
Product: SRP receptor subunit beta
Exons: 7
Coding region: 63-869 (268 amino acids)
Biological process (GO): protein targeting to ER
Cellular component (GO): signal recognition particle receptor complex
Source: RefSeq, a predicted model, not a curated record
GCUCCCUUACGACUGCGUAGAGCUUCGAGGGCCACGUCUUUGUAUCGCGGCGGCCCUCCUCAAUGAUGGUCUCGGCGGAAGCUGAGCAGAUGGGGGUCGGAGGUGGUACCUUCCAGCCGUAUCUGGACUCUCUGCGCCAGGAGCUGCAGCAAAGAGACCCAGCGAUGCUUUCCGUGGUCGUGGCGCUGCUCGUCGUGCUGCUGACGCUGGUAUGCUGGAAACUCAUUCGGAGCAGAAAGAGCAGUCGAAGGGCUGUACUUCUGGUUGGCCUUUGUGACUCGGGGAAGACGCUCCUUUUUGUCAGGCUGUUAACGGGACUUUACAGAAAUACCCAGACCUCUAUUACUGAUAGCUCUGCUGUGUACCGAGUCAACAACGACAGGGGUAAUAGUUUGACUUUGAUUGAUCUCCCUGGUCAUGAGAGCUUGAGGCUUCAAUUCUUAGAGCGGUUUAAGGCUUCAGCCAGAGCAAUUGUGUUUGUUGUGGAUAGUGCGACAUUCCAGCGGGAAGUGAAAGAUGUAGCUGAAUUUCUCUAUCAGGUCCUUAUUGACAGCAUGGUAUUGAAGAAUGCACCAUCCUUACUGAUAGCCUGCAAUAAGCAAGAUCUCACAAUGGCAAAAUCCGCCAAGUUAAUUCAGCAGCAGCUGGAAAAAGAACUUAAUACUUUACGAGUUACUCGCACCGCUGCCCCCAGCACACUGGAGAGCUCAGGUGCUGUUGUCACUCAGCUUGGAAAGAAGGGCAAAGAAUUUGAAUUCUCUCAGUUGCCGAUGAAGGUGGAAUUUUUGGAGUGCAGUGCAAAGGGAGCAGCGGGGGACGGCUCUGCUGACAUCCAGGACUUUGAGAAGUGGCUGGCACGGGUGGCCUGAAGAGGUGGAGUUGGGGCAGAACAGAAGAUGCGACCUUGACAACAUGUGCGUAGGGGUGGGUUAGCAGUGAGUUAAUAAGGGGUGAAAAAUAUAAUUGGAAAUGCUUUCUUAUUGUUGGAAAGGAAUUAUUGUGAAGAUAUUAAGGAUAAAUGUACUGUAAGCUGCUUGGGGUUUUUAAAAAGACUUCCAACUUUUUUCACGUAAUUCAGCUUUUCUUUAUUGUCCCAUUGCCAAGUACAAUGGUUUUCAUUUCUGCCUUGAAUCUGUAACACUGAGUGUAAAGUUUAUCUUAUCCUCAGGAAAGAUAAAGGAUUUUGCUAUUUCCAGUAGACUCCAAGUAAAGAGGUGCAUUACCAUAAGCAUUUUUAUUUCUAGAAUUUCAUCCUUCCUAAUUUUGGGUUUUCUGGCGGGUUUUUUUAAGUAGUCUCAACUGUAUGCACAUGGCCCACAGAUUUUCAUAGCUUAAGACAGUAUCAUUCUUGGAUCAGCCAAAUUCAUUGUGACUGAACAACUCAAAGUCACUUUUAUGGAAUACUUGAUUAUGAGAUGUCUUCCUCUGCUCCCUUAAUUUUAUAAAACUAAGUAAUGAACAAAUAGCAGAAAGAUUCUCUGUAGGGUUUUAUAUGUGUGCAAACUCAGCAGUGUUAAAGAAUAUCUGUGUUUUUGUAAUGAAAUUCUUGGCUUCUCAAAUUUUUGGGUUUUACAAAUAAUACAUUUUUGGUAAAUAAUGUGGCCAGCAUGACUUAGAGCAGGCAAAGGUCAUGUAAGAGCAGGAUGAGACUAACCUUUGUCAGGUUUCACAGUUACGGGCUGCUCCCUGCCCCUCCUGCAUAAAUGCCUUGACUCUCAAAAGGUACUGAAUGAGACUGUGUGGUCCUUGCAACCUCAUCCCCACUACUGGAAAAAUAGCUCAGUACAUACCCCUUACUGGUGGGUCAGGGGUGCCAUCUUUGUAUGUGAAAAACCAACAUUAUUAUUAGGAAGGAAUAAAACCUGAAAUUGACAAGAACUUUUCUUAUGUCUCAUGUCAGGAUUCUGAUUUGAAAGCCUCUCUACUGCUAAUAUUUAGUCUUAUUUUACCUUUGCUAGCAGAAAUAGCUUAGGGAAACAGAAGUAGGAAAAAAAAACAGUGAAAAGAAAUUUAAUGCGGUCAUAUAUGCCAUUAUAGCUUCCCUGUUUAAUGUUUGUGUGUGUGUGUGGUAAAUUAAAAAGCCACUGUUACUUAGCAUGGAGUCUUGAACAGAGGAGGUGCUCAGUAUGUAUUCAAGCAGUGGCUUGAAAAACCCGUUAAAUGGCAUGUUUUCUUAGUCUGUUUUCUUUCUUGCAAAAUUUCCCAUUUAGUUUCAUUCUGUUUCUUGGCUAUUUAUUUUUUUAAAAUUCUGUGUUAAGCCAGUAUUUCAGCCCAUUAGCAGAAGCAAUAGAAUGUCACAACAACGGUUGUUUAAAGCAGGGGAGAGAAACUGGUUUUUAUUUGUGACAUAAAUUAAUUUACAGUUAGGAAAGAGAAAAUUCAGUGAGUAUAUACUGCCAUUAGGAAUGUAUCAUUUGGGGGAUUUUACCUACAAAGAUUUUGAAAGCAUUUUAUAAGCAGUAGUUAAAAAACAAACAAAAUAAAACUUCAUAUUUUUCCAAUGGAGGAAGCAGAAGCUAUAUAAUUGAAUGCAUUACAGAAUUAUCUCCAUAGGAUUGAAUGGUCAGACUUUUAGUAUGCUGUUAAAAUGUUAUAUCGUUGACUUACCUGUUUUGGAGCAGCCUGUGGCUGUGGUGUUUGGUCCUUGGGACCCUUGAAAGAAUUUUUCAUAAAAUAAAAGCAAAGAAUUCAGAUA